AUGGUGCGGACCCUAGCAACAGUGUUCCGAUUCGCGUCCAGCUGCCGGCGACGCGUCAAGAAGCUGCCGAUCGAAGCCAUUAGGAAAGGUAUCAAGCAAGGAUCAACGUUCCCCGCCAUGGAUGUGCCGUUGCGACAGGAGGAGUACCAGGCUGCAGAAACAGUUUUGUGGAAAGUAAUUCAGGCAGACGAGUUUGCCUACGAAGUGAGGACCCUGGUGAAGAAUAAGGAUUCGACAGUACAUGAAAUGUCACUAGAGAGGUCGAGUAAGCUGUAUCGUCUUGCGCCGUUCCUGGAUGAGGAUGGUGUCGUGCGGAUGGAAGGUCGUACAGAAGCGGCGGAAUAUGCGGCAUUUGAUGCGAGGUUUCCGAUCAUUCUGCCGAAGGACCACGUGGUGACUCGAAGGUUAUUAGAACACUACCAUCGGCAGUAUGGGCACAGCAGCAGAGAAACCGUUGUAAACGAAGUUCGGCAGCGAUUCUACAUUCCGUGUCUCCGAGCGCUAGUAGAUCAAGUGAUGCGAGCCUGUGUGUGGUGCAAGAUUCAGAAGAUGAAGCCAAUUGUUCCGAGAAUGGCACCCUUAACAGGGCAACGUUUGGCAGCGAGGGUCGAUCCGUUUUCGUACGUCGGCAUAGACUAUUUUGGUCCACUGGAAGCGUCUAUUGGCCGAAGGAAGGAAAAGCGAUGGGUGGCACUUUUCACGUGCCUAACUGUGCGAGCGGUACAUUUGGAGGUGGCGUACAACUUGACGACUGAGUCGUGCAAAAUGGCAAUCAGGAGGUUCGUAAAGCGGCGUGGCAGUCCGAUCGAGAUCCUUUCGGAUAACGGCACGAACUUUGUCGGUGCCAGUCGAGAUCUGCUGAAGGAAAUAAAUCUAGCAUGUGUGGAUACCUUUACCGAUGGUCGGAAGCUGACGGACGAGAUCCUGCAGACGGCACUGAUCGAGGCGGAGAACCUGAUCAACUCUCGUCCACUCACCUACGUGUCCACCAACGUGAAGGAAGACAAGGAAGCGUUGACGCCGAACCACUUUUUGCGUGGUCGUUCAUCGGUCGAGUGUCUGCCGUCGAGGAAUCCCAUUGACCUGGCCAACACGUUGCGUAGUAGCUACCAUCGCGCACAGUUCUUGGCGAUUGGAUUCUGGGAUCGUUGGCAGAGGGAAUACCUGCCGAUGUUAAACAAGAGGUCUAAGUGGUUCGUGGAUCAGCGACAAGUAGCGGUUGGAGAUUUGGUGUUCGUGGCAGAUGGAGAGAAGCGAAACGUCUGGGAGCGAGGCGUGGUGAAGAAGGUGUUCGUUGGGAGUGACGGAAGAGUCCGUUCAGCGUCCGUUCAGACAAGCAGAGGCGAGAAGGUCAGACCGUUAGCGAAGCUAGCCGUUCUGGAGGUCACUUCGAAGGAGUAA
Messenger RNA from Ochlerotatus camptorhynchus, 1401 nucleotides. RefSeq lists its product as uncharacterized. The transcript is spliced from 2 exons. The coding region runs from base 1 to 1401 and encodes 466 amino acids. Gene Ontology annotation, molecular function: nucleic acid binding. NCBI's taxonomy places the organism in Eukaryota, Metazoa, Arthropoda, Insecta, Diptera, Culicidae. The record is from RefSeq and is a predicted model, not a curated record.